Molecule: messenger RNA, 1881 nt
Organism: Trachemys scripta elegans
Lineage: Eukaryota; Metazoa; Chordata; Testudines; Emydidae
Product: T-cell immunoglobulin and mucin domain-containing protein 4-like
Exons: 10
Coding region: 245-1468 (407 amino acids)
Source: RefSeq, a predicted model, not a curated record
CUGGGUUGAGGAGUUGUGAAUGCAAGGACAGGGAACUUUGUUCUUCAUACCCUGUGCAAAGAGGAGCUAGUGGAAGGACUUGAAGAGGAGGAUUACUUCCUACUGGAGAAGAGGCGGUUGCAGUAUGUAAAGCCUAAAAAAAGAGAAAUUAUCCUACAGCCAGGCUCACUCAGCAUUUCUGAAAAGUGUACGGGCUGGUCUUCUGUCAGUUCUGGUACAUUCCUGGAGUUUCUAAUCAGCCUGAAUGGCCCAUUCCCUGUUGCUUCGCUGGAUCGUGCUACAGCUGUGUAUAGCACACGGUGUGUCUGACACGACAGUGAGAGUGAAGGUGGGGCAGUCUGUCAGGCUCCCCUGCACCUACAGCGUUAGAGAAACGCAUGACCUCCAUGUCAUGUGCUGGGGCCGGGGGAUCUGUCCGUCAUCUAAAUGCAGCAGUGAAAUUGUUCGCACCGAUGGGCAGAAGGUGAUAUCUAAACAGUCUGGCAGAUACCAACUCCAGGGUUCUAUCACCAAAGGGGAUGUGUCUCUGACUAUAAGGAAUGUGGACCACGAAGACAGAGGGACAUACUGCUGUCGCAUAGAGAUCCCUGGAUGGUUCAAUGAUAUCAAACGAAACCUGAAUUUGCAGAUUUACAGAGCACGCACUCCUCCCGCAAAGACAACCACAACUGCCGUCCCAACAUCCACUACUCCGCCCCUGAUAACCAGUAGUGCACUCCCAACACCCACUGCUCCCCCAACGACAACCACAACUGCCCUCCCAACAACCUUUCCUUCCCCGACAACCAUUUUUCAGACAGCUUCUGCGUGCACUGAAGAUGAUGAUUUCAUUUUUUUCACAACAGAACACGUUCUCCCUACUGCAGAAUCACCAACUACAGAACUGAUCUCCGAGAGGACUGAAAAUGUCGAUCCUGCUUUCACUACAGAAGGUGUUCUCAGUACAGUGACUGCAGUUGCCACUGUCCAAACAUCUACUGUGAGGCCUGAUCAUGUUCACACAUCCACAGACAAUCCAUUUGCUACAGGGACAGUUCCCCCAGUUAUGGUCCAGACAGUCUCUGAGGCGAGUGAAGUGAAUGCUAUUUCUGAUGCUACAUUUCCCUUGACACCUGCGGGAGACUCGGUGAAAGAGGAACUCAGUGAAGAGACUUCAAAAGAUUCAAAACUCCAGUCGGAGGAAAGUGUAGAUAAUCCAGCACAGCACCUACAGAAUGAAAUUCCAACAGUAAUCAUCAGUGUGGUAGUGACGGUCAUUCUUCUCUUCACAUUCUUGUUGGUAGUGUUAUUGACAUAUAAACGCUGGAGGAAGUAUCAACUGCAUAUGAUAAAAAGCUCAGACUUAUCUGGAGAACAAAUUCCCAACGGAGUAGAAGAAGAGAAUACCCUUUUGACAAUGCAGCAGAUACCUGACGGCCAUUCAGUAUCACAGGGAACAUGUCACGAUCCUGUGGAAUCCAGCAUCUAAAAAAGGCUCUUUCAUGCUAGGCUGGAAAAUAAGGAUUAAUUCCUGGCUAAUCCUGGAAAUACUGAUGGGUUCAAACCAAAACCCAGAUCCAAACACCUGAACUGUGGGGACUGUAAAACCUAGAAGCAGAUUUUACUCAAAGGUUUUUAGGCACCUAAGUUCCAGGGGAUGCCCUGAGGAUCUGGGCCUUUUCCUCUUGAGACAUCUUUAAAACUGCUGGAUAAAGUGGCCUCUAUUAGAAGAUAUUUUACUCAUUGCUUGCAUCUCAGAAUUCUUAGUCUCUUAAACCCCAACCAGGGCCGGCUCCAGGCACCAGCCCACCAAGCAUGUGCGUGGGGCGGCGCCUGGAGGGGGGCAGCGCAGCGGAGCGCUCCGGCCCAAGAGCGGGGCCGCGCCGGGGAGAGCAGAGAGCC